Acinonyx jubatus (cheetah) is the source of this 4788-nucleotide messenger RNA. RefSeq names its product gamma-glutamyltransferase 1 (gene GGT1). Gene Ontology annotation, molecular function: glutathione gamma-glutamate hydrolase. The coding region runs from base 2845 to 4617 and encodes 590 amino acids. The record is from RefSeq and is a predicted model, not a curated record. Gene Ontology annotation, cellular component: plasma membrane. The transcript has 13 exons. Gene Ontology annotation, biological process: regulation of inflammatory response; glutathione catabolic process; regulation of immune system process. Lineage: Eukaryota; Metazoa; Chordata; Mammalia; Carnivora; Felidae.
ACCCAUGAUGGGGGCUGAGGCACUGGGUCCUCUGGCCAUGCUUGCCCCUCUCCGGGAUCUGGUUUGUGGCUAUGGUGGGGCCUGAAACUGGCUCAGUGGUGCAAGGGUCAUUGCACAACUCUAGGGGGUGCCCACCACCUUGUGGUCAUUGCAGGCAUGCUUAGCUAUUUCAACAGGUAUCUGGCAUGGCGGUUAUCAAGUACUGGGGAAGUGACUUUUUUCUAAUUCUCAACCGUAUGCCACCAGGGUGGGCAGCAAGGGAGACAGAUCCCAAAUUCAGGCCUGGGUAACGGUAAGCUUCCAGUCCAGUGCCGGGCAGGGCUCAGGAAGCUGCUGAGAGCUAUGUUCUCAUGCCUGGGGUCAGCGAUGGGGACGAUUCCUUGAUGCUGGUGGUGUUAGGGCCAGGGGCAUGGGUUCUGGGCUCACCUGCUGGUCCACAUGUCUCCCUCGGGGGCCAGCUGAACUUGCACAAGUUGCUUCAACCUAAGCCUUGGUUUCCUGUCUGUGAAUGGGUCUAGGACCGUGCAUCAGGACUGUGGCUCUGAGGUGGUGGUGACACAGCCAGGUGACAAAUGGGUUGGAGGAUUAACAGAGAAUCCUUAGGCUUCCUCAUGCUCUGCUCUCUGAUGCAUCCUGGGAACCUGUUCCACUCAGCCUAGGUUCAGCUUGUGUGUGUGUGUGUGUGUGUGUGUGUGUGUGUGUGUGUGUGUGUAUUGGGAGAGGGUGGUGCUGAUGGCAAAGUCAGUAUCUCUGGUGGGUGAGGCUUGCACAUUCCUGGGGACGGGGAGCUUACCAUCUUCUGUGCCUAGGACAGGAGCCAUGGGGUCUGGAGGAGACUCUUCAGCCCAGCCCCUGCAGCCUUUUCUAGGGUGGCAUGGUUUCCCCAGACUGACUCCCCUCAGGUUGCUUUUCAGCAUGUAGGGGUUGGGGGGCUGAGCAGAAUAAAACGUGACACGCUCACCACGUAAGGAAGGUUCUUGGUUCUGUACCUCAGGCGUUUGUUGACACAGCCUUUAAUGAGAUACCUUUCCUCUGGACUCUCCUCUCUGGGGCCUGCAGCUGCUGCUAGGCUUCAUCUGUGCUCCGUCACAGACAGUGUUUGGUCCCUCACCUUGCCCCAGGAUGUGGUUUUCCUGUUGGGACCCUACUGGGAUCACCUGUUGGGUGGGGCCAUCCUCUGCCCGCUCAGACAUUCUUCCUACCCUCGAGCUGCUGCUGACACUGCCAUGUCUUAUGCCUUCCCAGGCGAGGAGGAAGUGGCUAAGCAGGCUUAGGCUAGGGACAGAGCCCUGUGUCUCUCCACUCUAGACCCCUGCCAGCUGACUGGCCUGCAACACAAAUCCCCUGACAUCCUGGCUGGUGGCUAGCCCUCAGGGACAGGUUAUGGGCCUUGGUCCCUGGAGCCUGCCCUGUCCAUCUUCUCAGUCACCCUGGUCUGCAGGUGAUGUCCAGGGGAAAAGAGCUGAGUCAUGGCGCCCCGUCCCGGGGCCGUGGAAGAUUUCAUGGGAGUGCAUUUGUCCGGUGGAUUCCAUCCCAAGCCUGUUCAAGGGCAGUGGGUAACAAGACAAGGCCUGUUUUGACUGUGCGACCCAGAGUGUGCAGCAAUACUCUGUAGGGGCAAUGAGACCUCUAUAGCUCUUCCUGUCUGUCAGCUGCCACAGCCUUGCAGGGUGGUCAUAGCUGAGGUGUUACAGAUAGGGACUGUGGGGGCUCCUGGGCAGCCUAGAUACAACUAGCAAGGAAGCCAGGGAUGGAGCAAUGACUCAGGGAGUGGCUGAUCCUUAUUCUUGGCACAUGGAGGCCAAAGGGGGAUGGAAAGCAGCGUCCAAGGUCCCUGGGCUGGGCAUGCACCUACUCCUGGCUUGAGAUCUCCUUGUUGGCCCGGUCAGGGACAUGCAGGAACUUGGGUGCGGGUAUCAAGUGGCCAGGUGUGCACUGUUGGGCUGCGUGGCUUGAACCAGCUCUGGCGAGGUCCGGGCCCUGCCUUUCCAGGCUGCUCAGGGGGGUUCUUGGGCCCGAGGUGCUGACAUUCCCGGAUAGGCGGUGGAACCGGUCUGGACGCGAGGCCCCAGGCUGUGUUCCAGGAAGGCACCCUUGGCAUCUGCUUGAGGGCUGUGGUGAGGGCUCUCAGGUCCUGGUUCUGGUCUGGUGCUGGCGGCACCUCUGCUGCGUUGCCUCAGGAACCAUCUCUGGGACAUUGUGUUUGGCCCUGGAGUUCAGACACUUUGACAGGGGUGGGGUGUACCCAGCCUGGGGCUUGCUGGAGGGGUGUUCGCCAGGAGACCCUGCCCUUUGGAGAGAACUGUGUCCAAGAGAGGGGGACUCCUUGCCCCUGGCACCACACCUCUCUUUCCCUGUUGGGGUCACACCCCUCACCUGCUGCCACUGCCUUGGGGACCCCAGAAGUCAUGCUGUCAUAACACCUCCCAUCUCCUACCCAGGGCCCUCCCAGAGCUGUGUGAACUUUAGUCAUCUGCUGACAGGCCAAGUCACUGUGUCUCCUUGCUUCCUCAACGUCAGCCCCUGGGGCUGUCCUCCCUGUCAGACUGGACCUUUUAGAGGACAGCCUGCUCUCCACCCUGCUUAGACACUUUCAACGGUCCCAUGGGGUUGCUGAGUGACUCCCAGCCAGCUUCUUGCCUGCUCUGGGACUAGGAGAGCAAAGAGGCUGCCUGGUCGAGGUGUCUGUCUGGAGCAGAUUCUGCGGACACCAACUCCUACUGUCUGUGAGGGAGACCCCAGUUAUUUCCUUAGCUGUUUCAGCCAAGCCCUCCCGGCUUUUGUGGCCACCUCCCCAGGCAAGGUGUGGGGCUUCCAUCCGCUGAGAAAGGUACUUGCAGAGCCAUGAAGAAGCGGUAUGUGGUGCUGGCCCUGCUGGCCGUGGUCCUAGUGAUCUUCAUCAUCAUCCUGUGCCUUUGUCUGCUCUUGACCUCCAAGCCACAGAGCCACGUCUACCCCAGGGCAGCUGUGGCCACAGAUGCCAAGUAUUGCUCAGAGAUCGGGAGGGACAUGCUGAGGGACGGUGGCUCGGCGGUGGAUGCUGCCAUUGCGGCCCUGCUGUGUGUGGGGCUCAUGAACGCCCACAGCAUGGGCAUCGGGGGCGGCCUGUUCCUCACCAUCUACAACAGCACCACGCGAAAAGUUGAGAUCAUCAACGCCCGUGAGGUGGCCCCUGGGCUGGCCUCCAAAGGCAUGUUCAACAGCCCGGAGCAGUCACAGAAAGGGGGGCUGUCGGUGGCAGUUCCCGGUGAGAUCCGAGGCUAUGAGUUGGCCCACCAGCGGCAUGGGCGGCUGCCCUGGGCUCACCUCUUUCAGCCCAGCAUCCAGCUGGCCCGCCAGGGCUUCCCUGUGGGGAAGGGCUUGGCGGCAGCCCUGGAGAAAGACAGGGCUGUCAUCGAGGAACAGCCUGCACUGUGUGAGGUGUUCUGCCGGGAUGGGAAGGUGCUGCGGGAGGGGGACAGACUGACCAUGCCGCAGCUGGCCAACACAUACGAGACGCUGGCCUUGGAGGGAGCCCAGGCCUUCUACAACGGGAGCCUCACAGCCCAGAUUGUCAAGGACAUCCAGGAGGCUGGGGGCAUUAUGACCACCGAGGACCUGAACAACUACCGUGCUGAGCUGAUAGAGCAGCCACUGAACAUCAGCCUCGGGGACGCCCAGCUCUACGUGCCCAGUGCCCCACUCAGUGGGCCGGUGCUGGCUCUCAUCCUCAACAUCCUCAAGGCGAGUGUGGAGACACCCGAACAGAAGGGUCUCACCUACCACCGCAUCGUGGAGGCCUUCCGGUUUGCCUAUGCCAAGAGGACCCUGCUUGGGGACCCCAAGUUUGUCAAUAUGAUGGAGGUGGUCCGCAACAUGAGCUCCGAGUUCUUUGCCGCCCAGCUCCGGGCCCGGAUCUCUGAUGAUACCACUCACCCGUUCCCCUACUAUGAGCCUGAGUUCUACACGCCUGAUGAUGGUGGCACUGCCCACCUGUCCGUGGUCGCAGAGGACGGCAGCGCUGUGUCGGCCACCAGCACCAUCAACCUCUACUUCGGUUCUAAGGUACGAUCACGGGUCAGUGGGAUCCUCUUCAAUGAUGAAAUGGAUGACUUCAGCUCCCCCAACAUCACCAACCAGUUCGGGGUGCCCCCCUCACCAGCCAACUUCAUCAAACCAGGGAAGCAGCCACUCUCAUCCAUGUGUCCAGCGAUCAUUGUGGGCCGGGAUGGCCAGGUCCGCAUGGUGGUGGGUGCCUCCGGGGGCACGAAAAUCACCACAGCCACUGCGCUGGUAGGUAUCACCCAUUUAUCCCCCCAGCCCCUGUCCCUGGACCACACUGACCCCCUCACCGCCCCCCCCCCCCGCCACCCCCAGGCCAUCAUCCAUAGCCUGUGGUUUGGCUACGAUGUGAAGCGGGCAGUAGAGGAGCCCCGACUGCACAACCAGCUUCUGCCUAACACCACGACCCUGGAGAAAGACACUGACCAGGCGGUGGUUGCAGCCCUGAAGACCCGGCACCACCACGCUGAGGUCACUUCCAACUUCAUCGCUGUGGUACAGGCCAUUGUCCACACGGCUGGUGGCUGGGCAGCUGCCUCAGAUUCCAGGAAAGGCGGGGAGCCUGCUGGCUACUGAGUACUCAGGGCGGGCAAGGCUGACUGGUGACCUAAGGAUGAGAUGUCCGCUGGGACCAAAGUGGGACUUUGAGGGGAUUUGCUUCCCCUGUGAGUGACAAAGCAGUGCAAUAAAUGGGGGCCACACCAUCAGGCUCUGGGCAGCCUUGCCAGCCAGGCUCCCAUAUCCCUG